Molecule: messenger RNA, 1805 nt
Organism: Rhinichthys klamathensis goyatoka
Lineage: Eukaryota; Metazoa; Chordata; Actinopteri; Cypriniformes; Leuciscidae
Gene: tmem184a
Product: transmembrane protein 184a
Exons: 9
Coding region: 424-1704 (426 amino acids)
Biological process (GO): transport
Cellular component (GO): early endosome membrane
Molecular function (GO): transporter activity
Source: RefSeq, a predicted model, not a curated record
UGGGUGUGCUGUUGUGUCGCGAAGUACGUACACCUGCUGAGACGGAACAACAAGCUUGUUGGCGUGGAAUUGGGAAAAGGCUUUAGGAAAAGUGCCGUGUAUACUUUUCUUUGCUUCGGGAUUUGUAUCACAAUCAAUUAGAUUCCCGUCGCGGCUGUUUUCACCGAGUUGAAUGAGUUCCGUCAGACCUGUCAAUAGUUAAACGAGGAAGUGCGCGCUUGACUCAUCGGUGUCGUCGCGCGGGCCGUGUGUCUAGUGUCUACUAUGGCUACAUGUCGCAUAUUGAUCUUUCUUUAAGCACUGAUGUAUACAAUGCAUUUAUUAUUUUAGGCACCCUACGAUGGUCAGAGUUAAGUGACGUUUAGGAUAAAGUGAUUUGAGUUUGAUCGCACUGAACUUCUCACAGGUGUUGACAGUAUCAAGAUGAAUGAGUCCAGAACUACUACAGCUACUUUCAGCACUCUGUCAGUGGGUUCAGAUAAAAACAUGGAUAAUUCAGUCCCUUUGUCAUCAUACUCAAUCCUGUCAAAUAUAACUGGCAUGUCUAACAUGACCGUGAUCAGGACAAGUAAUGGAACUGAAGUAGUGGGGGACGACAAGAUCUUCCUCAACACCCCCAUUGCUCAAGCCUUGUCCGGCAUUUUCGUUUGGUCCGCACUCAUCAUCACCUGUCAUCAGAUAUACUUGCACCUGAGGUCAUACACGGUGCCAAACGAGCAGCGCUACAUCAUCCGCAUCCUCUUCAUUGUCCCCAUCUAUUCUUUCGACUCCUGGCUCAGCUUGCUGUUCAUCACUAAUGACCAGUAUUAUGUGUAUUUCGACUCUGUUCGUGACUGCUAUGAAGCAUUUGUGAUAUACAACUUCCUGAGUCUGUCUUUUGAGUACCUCGGGGGAGAAAGUGCCAUCAUGUCGGAAAUAAGAGGAAAACCCAUUCAGUCCAGUUGCCUAUACGGGACAUGCUGUUUAGGAGGAAUUAGUUACUCCAUUGGCUUCCUGAGAUUCUGCAAGCAGGCCACACUUCAGUUCUGUGUCAUCAAGCCCAUCAUGGCUGUCAUCACCAUCCUUCUGCAGGCUUUUGGCAAAUACCACGAUGGAGAUUUUAAUAUAACGGGAGGUUAUCUGUACAUCACCAUCAUUUACAACAUCUCUGUCAGUUUGGCACUCUAUGCCCUCUUCCUCUUCUUCUUCGCCACCAGUGACCUUCUAAGACCUUUUGAGCCUGUGCUCAAAUUCCUCACCAUCAAAUCCGUCAUCUUCCUCUCAUUCUGGCAAGGUAUGUUAUUGGCCAUUCUGGAGCGUUGUGGUGUGAUUCCAGAAGCUCUGGUCAUUGAUGGUCAUGAGGUCGGUGCUGGUACAGUGGCAGCUGGUUGGCAGAACUUCAUCAUCUGCAUCGAAAUGUUCUUCGGCGCCAUCGCCCUCCGCUACGCCUUCACCUCCAGUGUGUACCGCGAGAAGAAGAGUGAAACACCAGAGAAUGUAGCACCUAUGCACAGCAUAUCCAGUGGCCUGAAGGAGACCAUGAACCCUGGAGACAUGGUUCAGGACGCAAUCCACAACUUCUCCCCGGCCUACCAACAGUACACCCAGCAGUCCACCCAGGAAGUGGUGCAACCCAACGUGAAUGGCAAACCAGGGAUCAGCACCACCAAGAGUGCUAAGAAAUCUGACAAAGUGAUGCUGAUCGACACGGAUGAUGAGUUCUAGUGCCCCAUCUGUCCUGAUCUUUCUAUUUAUUUAAUCCGGAACUAAAUUGACUCUUUCUAACUUUAAUGAGGAGACUAAUCAUGUAAAUCAGCUCAUGAUUU